UGUCUCCUGAACCAUCCAAAGCAAACAAAAUGAUCUCCGCCAAUUCUAUACCCCAACUCUUCACAGUUCUGAUCCUCUUCCUUAUACACGUGACGAAAGCAAUGUUCAGGAAUAUCCACAAAAAUGGAAGAUCAGCGCCACGACUUCCCCCCGGUCCUGCCCCGUGGCCCAUCAUUGGCUGUGUGCCCGAAAUGCUGACCCAAAAGCCAACAUUCCGGUGGAUACAUAGCGUCAUGAAGGAGACGGACACUGACAUUGCAUGUAUUCGGCUCGGCAAUGUUCACAUCAUCCCCGUUACAUGCCCCGAAAUCGCCAGAGAAUUCCUCAAGAAGCAUGAUGCAACAUUUUCGUCAAGGCCUACUUCAAUGGCGACACGAACGUAUAGUGGCGGAUACCUCACAACCAUCCUAAGUCCUUAUGGUGACCAAUGGAUGAAAAUGAGGAGAGUUAUAGUUUCGGAAAUUAUUUCCCCCGCAAGGCAUCAUUGGUUGAAGGAUAAAAGAACCGAGGAAGCAGACAACUUGGUCAAGUACAUUUACAAUCGAAGCAAAAGCUCAAGCAGAACUGUAAAUGUGAGGACCGCCGCUAGACAAUAUACUGGAAACGUGAUCCGGAAGUUAAUGUUUAGUAAAAGAUACUUCGGAGAGGAAAGGGCGGACGGCGAACCAACCAUUGCUGAGGAAGAACAUGUUGGGGCGAUAUUUACUAUACUGAAGUAUUUAUAUGCAUUUUGCAUAUCUGACUAUUUACCUUGGUUGGUAGGACUUGAUUUAGAUGGUCAUGAGAAGUUUGUUAAAGAGGCCGUCAGCACUGUAAACAACUAUCAUGACCCCAUAAUUGAUGCAAGGAUCGGAAAAUGGAGGAGGUUCGGCAAUUUGAACGAGAAAUCUACCAGCAAUGAUCCUCAUGAUUUGCUCGAUGUUCUGGUUACGCUCAAGGAUUCAGAGGGAAAGCCACUACUUACACCUGAAGAAAUCAAAGCACAAGUAACGGAAAUGAUGUUCGCCACUGUCGACAAUCCCUCAAACGCAGUUGAAUGGGCCAUGGCUGAGAUGAUAAACCAACCUGAAAUCCUCAAGAUAGCGAAGGAGGAAUUGGACAGGGUCGUUGGUAAAGAGAGAUUAGUUCAGGAAUGUGACAUCCCACAUCUUAAUUAUAUCAAAGCAUGCAUUCGAGAAGCCUUCAGGCUCCAUCCAAUCGCACCUUUCAACCCUCCACACAUGGCCAUGUCUGAUGCCAUUGUCGCCGGCUACUUCAUCCCAAAGGGAAGUCACGUGCUACUGAGCCGUUUUGGCCUUGGGCGAAACCCUAAGGUCUGGAACAAGCCACUUGAGUUUAGGCCAGAGCGGCACUUUAUUAGUGACUGCAUUGAAGUUCCUCUCACAGAGCCGAACUUGCGCUUCAUUUCCUUUAGCACAGGGCGUCGCGGCUGUGUGGCUCCGAUGCUUGGGACUGCAAUGACUGUCAUGCUUCUUGCUAGGAUGGUUCAAGGGUUUAAUUGGAUGGCACCGCCUAAUGUCACAAGUAUUAAUCUUGAUGAGUCCUUUGAGGAUCUGUCUCUUGCUGAUCCGCUCGUUGCUCAUGCUGAGCCACGUUUGCCAUUGCAUCUCUAUCCUUGAGUUUUACUUGCAAGAAAGUGAAAGUUAAACGUUGCUUAGCCUGU
Molecule: messenger RNA, 1663 nt
Organism: Eucalyptus grandis
Lineage: Eukaryota; Viridiplantae; Streptophyta; Magnoliopsida; Myrtales; Myrtaceae
Product: tyrosine N-monooxygenase-like
Exons: 2
Coding region: 30-1619 (529 amino acids)
Molecular function (GO): oxidoreductase activity, acting on paired donors, with incorporation or reduction of molecular oxygen; monooxygenase activity; heme binding
Source: RefSeq, a predicted model, not a curated record